Messenger RNA from Henningerozyma blattae CBS 6284, 1206 nucleotides. RefSeq lists its product as uncharacterized. Lineage: Eukaryota; Fungi; Ascomycota; Saccharomycetes; Saccharomycetales; Saccharomycetaceae. Bases 1 to 1206 code for a protein of 401 amino acids. The transcript has a single exon. The record is from RefSeq and is a predicted model, not a curated record.
AUGUCUUCAGAUACAAGCACUACAAAUACAUCUACCACAAGUGUUACUACAAGUGCGACUGCAAGUGCAAGUGCAAGCACAAGUACAACCGCUUCGCAAGAUUCAAAGCCUCAUUGGAAUCAACCACCGUCUUCUAUAAUACCCAGUUCAAUCCCAGUAGAUGAUGUUAGAAAACUUUUACAAUUAUUAACAGUGUCGCCUUUUGUGACCUCGGAUAUUUGGGAAAAAAUUAAAGAGAUCCCCAAUAUCUCGCCUCUAAUUAAAGAGUUUAAUAUUGACUCAGAUACCAGCAUCGCCAUUGCAUCAAAUCACGUUAAGCGACUCCCUGUACCUACUAUUAAAACAGGAAGCACAAUACGUAAGGAUUGGUCAGGAAUCAAUUCUCACAAUCAAUUCAAUUAUGAUAUCGAUUAUAAAACAUUAACCAAAGAAGAAUACAUUGCAAGUCGAUUUAAUGAUGACACGUUAUCAAAGAUGAAACAACAAAUCAGUUACGCCAUGCUAUGUAAAAAUGAUCAAGUAUCUAUUUUAUGGAAAUACGUUUUCAGUUCACUAUUACUUCAAUAUAAAUUAGACCAAAACGUCUUUAAUCAAAUCCCCCUGCAUCCAACUAUUAUUGAUAAAUGUGAAGAAUUGAUUGUCAAACGAUACUUUUUACAAGCAGCAUACACUAAAAGAGAAUUGAAAUAUAUAUAUUCUAGAAACAUUCAUGAAAUUUUUAAAAAACUUUUAUUCCCCAUAAAUCCAACCCAUGGACUAUACGAAGCACGUACGUUAUAUAAAAAUUUGGAAAUAACCACUGUACCAGAUAUUGAGCGUCAACUAUUAAUCAUUAACAUGUUGAAUGAAUUCUCCAAUGAACCAAAAUUUUCUUCAAGACAACAAGCCGUAACCAUCAUUAGUUUAUUUAAAGAUACAUUCCCAGGUAGAUUUGCAUAUUUGUUUGAAAAAUGGGAUCAAGCUUAUGAACACUUGACUCUUAAAUUAGUAUUAUCAGAUAUUGAACCAAUUCUUGAAGAUCCAUAUUAUCAAGAAUUGAUUACGAAGCAGAAAAAUAAAUAUAAAGAUAGAAGGAAAAGGAAAAGAAGAAAUAAAAAAUUAAAUAAAAGAGAAAGUAAUAAUUUUAAUAAUAAUAUCAAUAUUGAAGAUACGAUUUGUUCUCAACUUGGGUUAAGUUUGUCAGACACUGAACAUGAGAAUUUAUAA